Messenger RNA from Vespula pensylvanica (western yellowjacket), 5688 nucleotides. It is a transcript of the gene 14-3-3epsilon, whose product is annotated as 14-3-3 protein epsilon. The coding region runs from base 167 to 937 and encodes 256 amino acids. The record is from RefSeq and is a predicted model, not a curated record. NCBI's taxonomy places the organism in Eukaryota, Metazoa, Arthropoda, Insecta, Hymenoptera, Vespidae. Gene Ontology annotation, biological process: signal transduction. Gene Ontology annotation, cellular component: cytoplasm. The transcript has 4 exons.
CCUGCGCGAGUCGGGAACUGCUUUCGAUUGUUGGCGGGCGCCGCCAUCUUGGUCAGUGAGCUUGCGAGUGGCUGUGCGAGGAGGUGUACGUAUUUCGGUGAAACAAGCAAUUCGUGAGAUUUCCCUGAAAGCCCUUGUCUACUCGUGAAAUCCACACGCAUCCAAGAUGUCGGAACGGGAGGACAACGUUUACAAGGCGAAACUAGCCGAACAAGCCGAACGCUAUGACGAAAUGGUGGAAGCGAUGAAGAAGGUGGCCUCGCUGGACGUAGAACUCACCGUCGAGGAAAGGAAUCUACUAUCUGUCGCGUAUAAAAAUGUGAUCGGUGCGAGGAGAGCAUCAUGGAGAAUAAUAUCGAGUAUCGAACAGAAGGAAGAGAACAAAGGUGCCGAGGGUAAGCUGGAGAUGAUCCGUCAGUACCGAUCUCAAGUGGAGAAAGAGCUCAGGGAUAUCUGUGCUGAUAUACUGGGUGUCUUGGACAAACACUUGAUACCUUGCGCCUCGACCGGAGAGUCGAAAGUAUUUUAUUACAAAAUGAAGGGAGAUUAUCAUCGUUACCUGGCCGAAUUCGCAAUUGGCAACGACAGGAAGGAGGCUGCAGAGAAUUCUCUAGUAGCGUACAAAGCAGCAAGCGACAUUGCUAUGACCGAGCUACCACCGACUCAUCCUAUCCGUUUGGGACUAGCUCUUAAUUUCUCCGUCUUCUAUUAUGAGAUUUUGAACAGUCCUGAUAGGGCGUGUCGCUUAGCGAAGGCUGCCUUCGAUGACGCCAUUGCAGAAUUAGAUACUCUCUCCGAGGAGAGCUACAAAGAUUCCACCCUAAUUAUGCAGCUCCUUAGGGACAACCUCACGCUUUGGACGUCGGAUAUGCAAGGAGAUGGCGAAGGAGAGCAAAAGGAGCAGCUGCAGGACGUGGAAGAUCAGGACGUAUCGUAACUCUAGCCUUAGUGAGUGAUGUCUUGCGCAUAUAAAACUGAGACAUAUGAAAAAAAAAGCAAAAACUCUUAAUAACUCGUAAGCAAAAGAAAACAAUUCAAGCAGGUGACAGUUUGAAGUGGGAAGGGGAGAUCUUUAGCGAUCGCGUGACCUUAAGCACGCGCAACGUAUGGUUACUCAAAAAGAAAAUGAAAAACAAAAAAUCGGUAUCAUUCGAUCCACACACGUAAACACACACGGACUCUCACGUACAUACAUACGUACAUAAAUAUAUACAUACACACACAGACGCGCGUACAUACAUCGAGUUACGUUGCACAUCAGAAUUGUUGAAGCUAAAAAAAAAAAGAGAGAGAAAAGACCAGGCACCUUUGGGUUAUACCACCGAGACUGGAAAGUAAAAAAAAAAAAAAAACAGAAGGAGAGAAAGGAAGAAGGGAAAGCAUAGGUGGGUGUGAUUGCACGUGCGUGGGCGUGCGUAUGUAUGUUUGUAUGUAUGUACGUAUGUAUGUAUGAAUGCAUGCAUGUGAGAAAGAAAGAAAGAAAGAAAGAAAGAAAGAAAGAAGGGAGAGGAAGAGGAAUAUCGAGAAAAGUAUACGGUUUUUUAUGAGAUCCGUACACGAUCAAAAUUAGCGUGAUUUGCAAACGUCGUUAAUAAGCGCGUUUUCGGCAAUAGAUUGAGUAAAUAUAAUUCACAAUUAAUUAAAGGUGAUAAUGUUCAAACGAAAGUGCGUGCGCGUGUUGUUGUUGGUCCUGUACGGUCGUAAUAUGUACGGCUCGUUCUAGCAGUAUUCACACAGAGAGACAGACGAGCAAGCGCCUCAGGAGAAGAGGAAGAUAACGAAGAAAAUGAAGAGAGGAAGAUGAUGAUGAUGAUGAUGAUGAUGAUGAUGAAGAAAAAGAAGAAGAAGAAAAAGAAGAGGAAAAAAAAGAUAAAGAUGGAAAAGAUCGUAUCCCCACUUCCAUUGUGUAUACCGUACGCAUUUUACAAUAGAAAAACCAACAAACGUCGAUCGAGCCUACGGUGUGUUCGAUUGUUCGUUCGUUCAUUCGUAUUACCCGGCCCUAAUCUCCUCCUCGUCCUUCUUCCCUGCUUUUUUACUGCGCGCAUGAUCGUCUCGCAUGCCACGAUAAUAAAACGGUGUUACAACGUUUAUACGCGUAAAUCGAGCGUUAAAACGAUCAGUAUAUAUAUAUACGUAUAUACAUAUAUGUAUAUAUAUACGUAUAUGUAUGUAUACAUAUAUGUGUGUACGUGCGUCUGUAUACAUAUAUAUGUAUAUGUAUAUACGAAGAAUACUAACACACAGGAACCUUUCUCCUGAAGAAAGCAAGCAAGCAAGCGCGAGAGAGAGAGAGAGAAAAAGAGAGAUCAAUCGCGUCGUUCCUCCGUGAAACCGACGACGACGUUGACAACAAUAAGAGGAAGGAGAAAGAGAAAAGAAAAAAAUAACAAAAUAAUAAUAAUAAUAAUAAUAAUAAUAAUAACAAUAAUAAUAAUAAUAAUAAUAAUAAUAAUAAUAAUAAAAAACGAGACCAAGAGUCAACGCAUUCCGCGAAUAGAAAUUGAUUUACCGAAGCUUAUGAUUCCUUUUUUUCAUCGCCGUCGAAAAGAAGAGCGCGCGUUUGUUAAAAGAAAGAAUAGGAAAAUCAUGGGAAAAAAGAAGUAAGAAAGGAAGAAGAGAAAAUAAAUAGGAUAAUCGUCAUCAACAGCAACAACAACAACAACAACAACGUAGCCCCUCCCAAGAGUGAAUAAAUAAAUAAAUAAAAUAGUCGAUGCAAUAAACACGCCCAUUCAACCUGAAUAAUGGCUUCUUUCUCGAGAGCAAACUUUGCUAUCUAAUAAUAAAAUAUUAUAAAUAAUAAUCUGCGAAAGAAAUGAAGUAUUAUUAUAUCGAGUUUUAAUAUCAGACUUUUCAUUGUAACUGCCUUUUACGCUUCUCCGAGACAGAAAAGACGGGAAAGAGAAGGGAAAGAGAGGAGAUGCUCGUGUAUUUGGGUCAAGGAGAAGUGUCGGAAAAGAAAAUAAAAAAGAAAGGGGGGAAGAAAAAAGAAAGAAAGAAUGGAAAAAAAAAGUAAACGAAACAGAAAAUUAUCGCGUUCUGCUGUAGAGGAGACCUCCCCUAUUUAGCGUUACGUUUCACAGCAAAGAAGUAGCUGUUUAGCUAGUUUGUAAUGUGGUUGUACAUUUUCAUACGCCCUUUGUGUAAACUAUUAUCGAUUGCUGUGGUAUAUAAAUAAUAACAGAAUAAACGACUCUGUACCCUACUUUCAAAUCGUCCGCGAACGAUUUCGCCUAUGUAUAUCCUCAUCAUCUUUUUCUUCUUUUUGAUUAUUUUUCGUCGGCCACUCCUCUUUCAUCGGCGCAUACUCGUGAAGGACAACCCUCCCUCCACCAUCACCACUACCAUCACGACCACCCACCACCCACCGUAACCACCUACUACAGCCCCUUUAGUUCUAAUCGACUCGACCGACGAUGGAUUCCCAUACCUCAGUCGCGAAUAUUUAAUGUUAGAUCUAAACUAUUAUUUCUUUUCAUAAGAUUUACGUUAGAUUCAUCUGCGAAAUUAAUUAUCCUGCAUAUAUUCGAUCUCACGAUGAAUAAAAAAAAGAAGAAAAGAAAAAACAAGCAAGACUACGAGUGUUUUGCGAGAAAGCGAGACGAAUAAUGUCAAUAAUCGCGAAUGUGACCCAAAUGUCCUAAAUUACAUAUCACUUUGUGUUUCGGAAUAAUUCGAUACUCUUUUUGACUUAGGUCACUUUCGUGAUCGUCGACGCGAUUCGAAAAUAAAUACAAAUUCUAAGCGAUGGCGAUCAGUAAUAGUCUUUGUAUCUAAAUAUUAUAGCAAUAGAGAAUCGAUAAUUAUAUAUACAGCGUGUACCCUUUUUGCCGAUUCAUGCGAAUAUCGAUGAAAUUGUUAAAAAGUUAUGAUAUUCGAAGUUAUAAAUAUAAAGAUGAACAUAACCUAAGUAUGAAGAUUUAUCGACAUAGAUUUUCGAUAUCGCUAAUGAUCUUUACGAUAUUCGUAAUAAUCAAUUAAAAUAGGACACUCUGUAUUUACAUGAUGCAAAGAUUAAUUAAGUAAAAGAGGAUUUGAUAAAGGAUAAUGACACCGUAAGUAUGUAUGUAUGUAUACGCGAAAAAAUUUCAAAGUUGUAAUAGAGAGGCUAUCGAAAGGAUGAACUUGAUCAACGCACAUACUUUUUUCGAUAUCGUUGAAUAUCGAGAAGAAAUUAAAUAGCGCGAGUAAAAUUCAUAUAUGAAAAUCUUAAUAAGAAUAAUGAUUAUAAUAAUAAAGAAAAAAAAAUCUGCGGAUGUGUAAAGGUCAAGAAAGAGUCUCGUUUAAUUACGAGAUACGUUGGAUGUAUGCGUAAUGUUACGCGAUCACGAUAUCAAAGGCGUCGAGAUUAACUAUCAAGAUUAAUUUAUGAAAAUGUAGAUGUAAAUUGGACUCUGCGAUUAUUAACUCAAACGAUUGUCACGUUUUCGUCUUUGGUAAUAUCAGUUAUCUUAGAUAUGUAAAAAUGGCGGCAGUCGGCACAAUUCUCGCAGAAUGCAGAUUUUUUUGAGCCAAUCCCACUUAAACCGUUAAAAGAUAAUUAUUAUACAUUGAAAUUAUCUCGAACAACCCAUUCCAAGUUUUGCAUGGGGAUAUGUUAAUUAUUAAUAGCGAGUAGAUUAUUCUAUAUUUUUUCUUUAAGCGGCCGGCAAAAUAAAUAUUGUUAAUUCUAAUACGUGUCCUCGAAACUCGUAAGAAGUAAAUUUUUUAUAUGAUAUACCUUUGAUUGGAGAAUUUGGCAAAAAAUGUUGAUAUUCGUUUGUCGUAAAUGAGGAUUCGUGAAGCUUUGUAUCGAGUGAAUUUCUCGAUGAUCAUUUAUGAGGUUAUGUAUGCUCUAUACGUUAAGAGGACUUGAUUUUUUUUUAACGUAUUUAACACUGUUAUGCGGAUCGUAGCAUGGUUCUUGUAGGUAAAAUACGUCGCGAUAAAUUAUCUAAAUUAUCAUUGAAAUAAUCGAUAACGUUAUUGAUAAUCAAGAUUUUAUUAAGUCUUACUUUGAGAAUAUUGCGAUUUCUUUACUUACAUAUUAUUCCUAAACGUGUUCUCUUCACUUUAAUUUUCAAUUCUGAUUCACUCGUGACAUUUUCGAUUUAUCGUAUUGGUCGGUCGAUCUCCUCGUCUAUUCUAACCGAUUUGUGCUUCUACUACCCUUUCUUUCUCUCUCUCUCUCUCUCUCUCUUUCUAUCUGUCUCUCUCUCUCUCUCUCUCACACACACCACACACACAAUACACAGCACGCGCACGGACCGUUCGCAGGAUAUGAGCAUUUAACUUACGUCACUGCAACAUUAGAUCGUUAGAUCGAAAAUUUCGAUCGAUUCUUUUGUGUAUCCAGUUAACGUAUACUCGAUGGAUCGUGAUUCAAGAUUAAUCGUAACCCUUCCUACGAACGAGUACUGGCUUAAGUCUCAAGACUUUGACGCGUUUGUUGUGUUGUUUCGAUUAAUAAUCUCUUUCGGACCACGCGCGUUCUUACGCUCUGUAUUGCAACAAAUACGGUUAUACAUGGGUCUAGUACCCUUCUUUUUCUGUAAAAGUAAACAUUUUAAAGCUACAAAUAAACGGACUAUAAACGUCUGCUCUUUGUUACACUUUAUUGCUAAUAAGUAGAAAUGGAAAGGAAUGAAACAUUCAUUCUAGUAAAAUACCAAGCAUAAAAAUAAAUAAAUAUUACUAUGAAUACAA